GUACUUGACUGCUGUCAUUUUAAGUGUUUAUUGGUGUUUACCAUGCUGCCAUGUGAAUUCAAGAUAUAAAAUUGUAACUGUUUUUCACUACAAUUUUAUUUUGUAAAUCAAAAUGCAGCAAGCUCAUCGUCCAGGAAAUCUGAAGCAGAGUAAUAAGGCUCACAAAUCUAAACAUAGAUCCAAGCGUGGUAUAGCUGCCGCAGUUAAAGGUAAGGUGAACGUGAAAGAAUUUGUGCGUCGCAAUCGUCACGUUCUGAAGAAAGAUGAACGUCGUCACCAAGCCCUGCAAAUUCGCAAGAAUAAGCGAGAGGAAGUGUUGACCAAAAAACGUGCGCUUGGUGGAAAUCGCAAUCCACCUUUCCUUGUCUGUAUGGUGCCACUGAAUAGUCAGCUUGAUGUCCAGUCAGCUCUUGUCAUCUUAAAAACAUGUUCUGAAGGUGCUAUUGUUACCCAUGCUAAUAACGGAAUUGUUCACAUUGGUUUACCUAACUUCAAACAGCGGUUCUCUUUCAUUUGCCCUGAAAUUGAAAAUGACUUUAGCCUCCUUGAUGCAUUAAAAAUUGCAGACACAGUACUAUUUGUGUGUUCAGCAUUAGAGCCAAUAGAUGCAUGGGGUGAAAAGGCUUUAGCUUUAGCAAUGGCACAAGGAAUGCCAACACCAGUAGUAGUUGCCAUGGAUAUAGAAGGUGUUCACCCUAAGAAAAGGACAACUGAAAAGCAAAACGUACAAAAGCUCAUAUCAAAAUGGCUGCCUGAUGAAAAGAUCAUGCAAUUAGACAAAAAUUCUGAUGGACUUAAUGUGCUUCGUAGAAUUGGUAAUCAAAAGCGCAAUAUUAUACAUCACAGAGAAAAGAGACCAUAUAUGUUAGCAGAGGAAGAAGAUUACAUAAAAGAUGCAGAAGGAGAAACUGGUACAUUAAAAUUGACUGGUUAUCUUAGAGGAAUGCCUCUUAAUGUAAAUGGCUUAAUACAUAUAACAGGUUUAGGGGACUUCCAAAUGUCUAGAAUUGAUGGCUUAGAUGAUCCACACCCCCUAAGUGUGGUAAAGGAAAAUGUUAAAUCAGAUGCAAUGGAUGCUGAAGUGACUAAAGUAACAAUUUUACAAACAGCAGAUCCAGCUAAACAAGAAAGCUUAGUUGCUGAAAAUGUACCAGAUCCAAUGGACGCAGAACAGACAUGGCCGACAGAGGAAGAAAUUGAAGAAGCAAAUAAAGAUACAAAGAGGAAAGUGAAAAAAGUACCUAAGGGUUGGUCAGAUUACCAAGCAGCUUGGAUCGUUGAAUCCGAUGCUGAAGGCGAUGAUGGUUCUGAUGACGAAAGUGCUGAAGAAGAUGGUAAUGAAGAGUUUAUGUCCUGUGAAGAAUCUGAUUCUGAACAAGAAGACGGGGAAGAUAACGAUUUUGAAUCAGUGGCAGAGUCGGAAGCUGGGCCCACAGAUGAAAAAUACGAUGCUACUAUCGACGCGGAGGAAGAGCAUGAAAUGUUAAAAAAACUAGCUGCAGCCAAGGAAGAUAGGCAGUUCCCAGAUGAAGUAGAUACUCCACAAGAAAUACCAGCAAGGGAAAGGUUUAAUAGGUACAGAGGAUUAGAAUCAUUCAGGACAUCAUCAUGGGAUCCUAAAGAGAAUCUACCUGCUGAUUUCGCGCGCAUUUUCCAGUUUGAAAAUUACGAUCGUACAAGGAAGAGGGUUUUCAAAGAACUUGAGGAAAGUCUUGUAAAUAUGUAUGGUUACUACAUAACAAUCCAUGUGAAAAAUGUUCGGCAAGAUCUCUGGAAGGCUUUUCGUACGGCUAAUCCCAAUGCACCUCUUUCUGUGUUUGGUCUCCUACCCCAUGAACACAAGAUGUCUCUGAUGAAUGUUGUGUUGAAACGCACAGGAGCCAGCGAAGAACCAAUACAGAGCAAGGAACGGCUUAUAUUCCAAGUGGGAUAUAGGAGGUUUAUAGUCAAUCCUAUUUUUAGUCAACAUACAAAUGGGAGUAAACACAAGUAUGAAAGAUUCUUCCAGCCGGCAUCUACGUGCGUCGCAUCAUUUUAUGCUCCAAUUCAAUUUAGUCCUUCUUCUGUUCUCUGCUUUAAGGAGAAAAAGAACACAAAGCUGCAGCUGGUAGCAUCUGGAGUUCUGCUCUCUUGUAAUCCCGACAGAUUGAACAUUAAGAGAAUUAUACUGUCUGGUCAUCCAUACAAGGUCAACAAAAAGUCAGCCGUCAUUCGUUUUAUGUUCUUCAACAGAGAUGAUGUGCUAUAUUUCAAACCUUGUAAACUAAGGACUAAGUAUGGGCGAACGGGACAUAUUAAGGAGCCAUUGGGUACUCACGGCCAUAUGAAAUGCGUGUUUGACGGGCAAAUAAAAUCUCAGGACACAAUUUUGUUGAAUUUAUAUAAACGAAUGUUCCCCAAAUGGAACUAUGAAGAUUGUAUUGUUACGGAUAGAGAUUGGAAGAGUAGCGAAGCUAUGACAGAAUAAAUGUAUAAAAUAAA
This is a messenger RNA of Zerene cesonia (dogface butterfly), 2481 nucleotides long. RefSeq names its product pre-rRNA-processing protein TSR1 homolog (gene Tsr1). Gene Ontology annotation, molecular function: U3 snoRNA binding; GTPase activity; GTP binding. Gene Ontology annotation, cellular component: nucleus; preribosome, small subunit precursor. Bases 113 to 2467 code for a protein of 784 amino acids. Gene Ontology annotation, biological process: endonucleolytic cleavage of tricistronic rRNA transcript (SSU-rRNA, 5.8S rRNA, LSU-rRNA); maturation of SSU-rRNA from tricistronic rRNA transcript (SSU-rRNA, 5.8S rRNA, LSU-rRNA); ribosome biogenesis. The record is from RefSeq and is a predicted model, not a curated record. The transcript has 8 exons. NCBI's taxonomy places the organism in Eukaryota, Metazoa, Arthropoda, Insecta, Lepidoptera, Pieridae.